AUGGCGCCGGAUACGAGUAGAAUCGUCGAAUCGUCCACAAAGCCUCGUAGUGGUGCAAAAACCCCGAGUAGCCAGCAAAGGGCAGCCGGAUGGUUGCUGGUAGCGCUGGUCGUCCUAGCACAGCUUGCACCGGAAGUGGCCGGUUGUGGACCGGGCCGUGGUAUCGGAGGACCUCGCCGGACGCGCAAAUUGCUGCCACUCGUGUUCAAGCAGCACGUGCCGAAUGUGAGCGAAAAUUCGCUAUCCGCGUCCGGCAUGCAGGAGGGUGCGAUCUCGCGCAAUGACAGCAAAUUCCGCAGCCUCGAGACGAACUACAACAAGGACAUCAUCUUCAAGGACGAAGAAGGCACGGGCGCGGAUCGUGUGAUGACGCAGCGCUGCAAAGAGAAGCUCAACAUACUGGCCGUAUCGGUGAUGAACCAGUGGCCCGGUCUGCGGCUGCUAGUGACCGAGGGCUGGGACGAGGAUCACAUGCACGCGCCCGAGUCGCUCCAUUACGAAGGGCGCGCCGUCGACAUCAUGACGUCGGACAAGGAUCGCUCGAAGAUCGGCAUGCUGGCCCGGCUCGCGGUCGAGGCCGGCUUCGACUGGGUGUUCUACGAGAGCCGCAACCACAUCCACUGUUCAGUCAAGUCAGAUUCGUCGCAAUCGAACCACGCGAGCGGAUGCUUCACCGGAGAUAGCACCGUAUUGACGGCUUCCGGUGCGCACCGGAAGCUGAGCGAGCUGCGUAUCGGUGAGCGUGUCCAGGCCGUGGACGCAUCGGGUCAACCCGUCUUCAGUGAGGUCCUUGCCUUCCUUGAUCGGGACACAGUGCAGCGGCGUGAGUUCGUCACGAUUGAGGCCACCGAUGGUGUUCUGCUCACAGUGACACCGGCACAUCUCGUGAUGGUGUGGCGACGUGAACUCGCCGAAACGCGGUACGUGUUUGCGGAUCGCGUGCGCGAAGGUGACCACGUGCUUGUGCACGUGGAUGGAGUGCUCGAGCCACGUGUUGUCCGUCGGAUAGGGGCCACAUUGGCCGAAGGUGUGUAUGCGCCACUCACUCUCGAAGGCACCAUUGUGGUUGAUUCAGUGGCGGCUUCAUGCUACGCGCUCGUGGACAGUCAGAUGGUGGCGCAUGUCAGCUUCCUGCCGUACCGAGCUGCCCGGAAGUUGGGAGCGCUGUUUACGGGGGCGGACACCGGUUUGAGCCUGCCACGUCACGACGGCAUCCACUGGUAUGCGAGGGCGCUGUACGCCGCUAAGGACUUCCUGCUGCCAGCCGGUUGGCUCUACCAUUGA
Molecule: messenger RNA, 1284 nt
Organism: Anopheles nili
Lineage: Eukaryota; Metazoa; Arthropoda; Insecta; Diptera; Culicidae
Gene: hh
Product: protein hedgehog
Exons: 3
Coding region: 1-1284 (427 amino acids)
Biological process (GO): multicellular organism development; cell fate specification; intein-mediated protein splicing
Molecular function (GO): patched binding; calcium ion binding
Source: RefSeq, a predicted model, not a curated record